This is a messenger RNA of Nicotiana attenuata, 6224 nucleotides long. Its product is annotated as myb-like protein I. Lineage: Eukaryota; Viridiplantae; Streptophyta; Magnoliopsida; Solanales; Solanaceae. The coding region runs from base 120 to 2099 and encodes 659 amino acids. The record is from RefSeq and is a predicted model, not a curated record. The transcript is spliced from 2 exons.
UAUCUAAUUGAGUCACACCUAAGACAAUUAUUUAACACACGCAAUAUUCUCUCUCCGUACAGUAAACCUUUGGCACCCUCAAACGGUAACUUUAGAGCGUCACCUUCACGCUCCGCCCCAUGGCGCCGUCGGACGGAGCCGUACCGAUGCGUACUACCUAUCAAACUGAAUCUCCUACUAUGGCUAACCCGACUGUUGAAGGAAUUGCAAAUAUUCCAACAUAUGCUACCACAAUCACCACUGCUACACCUCCUCCUACCACUACAAUCUGCCAUCCCAGAGAAUCAGUCAUUGCUAGGCAUACCACUCACAAUGGAAUGCCUGCAAUGAUCUUCAAAUCCAAGGAUUACUACGGAAUAAUGGCUGAAGAAUGUAGACUCACUAUUGUUGGAAGAUUUUUGAAACCAAGGCCCCAAAUUGAAAAAAUUAGGUCUACAUUCAGAGAGCGUUUUCCGGUUAAGGGCAGAGCUAAAAUCGGAGUAUAUGACAACUAUAAUGUCUUCUUGGAUUUCACAAACGAGGAUGAUUUCAACUCAGUAUGGUACAGAAGAGUCGUAGAAAUCGACGGACUUCAGAUGUGGCUACAAAAGUGGACGCCAGAUUUCAGACCAGAUGAAGAUAUUCCAAUUGUUCCGGUAUGGGUUUUACUUCCUGGCCUCCCAUUCAAUAUGCACACUUGGCAUUAUGCCAAACAAAUUUGCAGUGAGGUUGGUACUCUACUAGCUCUAGAUGUUGUGACAGGGGGUAAAACUAGGCCAAGUAUGGCCAAAGUUAGGGUGAAAAUUGAUCUGCUCAAACCUAUUAUAGACAGUGUAUUUGUGGGAUCAGAGGAUGAGAACGCACCGCUGAAAGGAUUUACUCAAAAAAUCGAAUAUGAGAACAUCCCUAAAUAUUGUAAGCAGUGUAAAAAGCUUGGGCAUAACCUAAUGAAUUGCAGAAUCCUUGAAAAGAAAAGAGCUUUAGAAGCAGAGAAAAACAAUCAAGAUGAUAACUAUAUACAACUGGAAGAAUGGAUCAGUGGAGUACAAAAAGAGAAGAAUGAAGAAAGAGGGGAAAACAAAAGAAAUCUUGAAUUAUCUACAAAAGAGAACAGCAAAGAACAGGAUGAGCAGACACAAAAUACAAUCAAGGGCAAGUCUUUGGGUGGGGAAGCAAAUAUAGAAGAAAGAACUGCCCAAACAAUCCGAAUGGGUACACAACAUACUUUGGAGACUAAACAAGAUCAUGAUAUUUUUUUGACUAAGGAAAAUGAUAUUGUAUCCAUAGCAGUAAGAACUGGAAAGAAAAAGAAGAAAAGGAAGAACCAAAAGAAAAUGCCAAAGAAGAAAGGUAAGGUGGUUUUCAAACCAGUUCUUUCGGGCAAUAAAUCGAACUCCACUUCCAGGACUUCUACAAAUCAAAACCAGAUCUAUACAGCUGAAAAUAUGACCAAAAACAACAGCAAUAUGGAAGAAAAGCAGGAUACCAAUAAUAACAGUAUGGGAGCUAAGCAAUAUACAAAUAUGCAUAGCAACCAACUUGUUGCAAUGGUACAAGAGAGUUCAUUAAAUGAACAUAUGCAUGGCAAUAGGUUGCAGUCAACAGAAUCAGAGAAGGAGGAGAAUUCUGUUAAUAAUGAGCUACCAGAUAUAAAUGCAGAGAAACAAGAGAUAGCCACAGAACAGAUAUUGGAAGAAAAGAGAGAUCAAAACAAAAAUCUCGACAUGGCAUCCAAAGAAAAAAUAACUACUAAAGGAAAUGAUGCUGCUAUUGAAUCUAGUUCUUGUUCCACAUGUCUACCAAUAAAUAUCAUUGAGCAUCCUGGUAAAGAAUUAAUGGUAGAGUUGUAUGCAGAUCAGAGACAAACAUCCUAUAACAACACUGAAAGAACUAUUGAUCAUCCGAUACAAGAUCCCUCACUACAUCAAAGUCUUGAAGGACUCAAUCAGAGAGAAGAUAGCAGACAAGACAAAAGUAUUACAGAAGAAGAAGAAUAUAUACUAGAAGGGAGGGGAAGAAGCAGAUCCAGAAACUCCAAUAGAAGAAACAAAAGCAGAACCACAUCCUCUGUAAAGAGGGCACAAAAGAAUGAUACUUCCCUCCAAAGACUCCAUGAUUAAUAUAAUCUUUUGGAAUAUUAGGGGGGUAAGGUCAAAAAAGGCCAUACAUAGGCUAAAACAACUUAUCGACAUCAAUAACACUCUCUUUACUGCAAUCAUGGAACCUAUGGUUGACAAGGAUAAAAUUGAGGGGUACAGAAAAUUUUUGGGUUAUCAGGAAUGCAUUUCUAAUGACAACGGAAAGAUUUGGUGCUUCUGGAAGAAUAUCAGUCAAAUUUCUAUUAUUAACAAUGAGGAUCAACAGAUCUCCAUCAAAAUUGAUGAUGGAUCGACCAACCACCCUAUAGUUAUCACUGCAGUUUAUGCUAAGUGCAGUAAUAUAGAGAGAAGAAAACUGUGGAGCAGCCUGAAGAACAUCAAUUUGUCUAUAAAUGGACCGUGGUGCAUUGGAGGUGACUUUAAUGUUAUCCUGGAGCCUGAAGAAAAAUUAGGUGGCAAUCCUCAUAGGAUGCACAGGAGUUUAGAAUUCCAGAAUAGCAUGAAUAAUUGCGGAACUACUGACAUCGGUUAUACAGGUCCAAAGUUUACUUGGUGCAACAACAGGAGACCUCGAAAAAGAAUUUGGAAAAGGCUUGAUAGAGUUUUAAUUAAUGAUAAGUGGUCUCAAAAAUUUCAAAACACUACCGUCAGACAUUUAGUGCGGACUGUAUCAGAUCAUAGGCCGUUACUCAUGAAUUCCUUUGACUCUAAUAAUACUCACAUUAAGUAUUUCAAAUUCCUUAACUUUUGGACUUUACAGGAGGGAUUCCACAAUCCUGUUAAGGAAGUUUGGCAUACUAAUAUUACUGGCAAUAGCAUGUGGAGACUUCAGUCUAAAUUAAAGCUCCUUAGCAGAACGCUAUCUCAAUGGUCUAGAGAGGAUAUUGGCGACAUUCAUGAACAAGUUCUGAAAUGGGAGGAAAAAAUUCAGAGCCUUGAAGAACAUGAGAUUACCACCAAUACUGAGACAGCUCGGGAAGAAACCAAUAAGGCACAUGCGGAAUAUAUUAGAUGGCUGAAUAUGCAAGAUUCCCUACUAAUCCAAAAAACAAAUAUCAAAGGGUUUAAGGAAGGAGACAGAAACACCAGAUAUUUUCAUAGUAUGAUCAGAGAAAAAAGAAGAAAGCUUCAGCUAAACAAGAUCAAAAAAUCAUAAAGGCAAAUGGAUACAGGGAGACGAUAAAAUAGCUAAAGUUGCUAUUAAGCAUUUCAAUUCCAUAUUCAACCUUCCUGUAGCUAACUUGGAUCCUACUUUACUGAAUUGUAUCUCUAAAAGGAUCACAGAAGAAGAAAGCGACAACCUUAAUAAAGAACCAAGUGAAGAAGAAAUUAGACAUGCAGUUUUUAGCUUGUCUGCUUCUAGUGCAGCUGGUCCAGAUGGCUACAAUGGCACAUUCUUCCAUAACUGCUGGGACAUCAUUGAAGAGGUUAUCAACGCUUUGUCUGGGAUUUCUUCAAAGGUACUCCUCUUACUAAAUUUUACACACAUACUUGCCUUGUCCUUAUUCCUAAGAUAGAUGGCCCCUCUUCCUUUAAUGAUUUCAGGCCUAUAAGUCUUUCUAAUUUUACUAAUAAGAUUAUUUCUAAGAUCUUCUCUAAUAGACUUAACCCUCUAUUGACCACUCUUAUUUCCACAAAUCAAAGUGGCUUUGCUAAAGAAAGACUCAUUUCUGAAAAUGUUCUAUUAGCACAAGAAAUUGUUCAAUCUAUCUCACAUACGAAUAAAGGGGGCAAUAUUGUUUUGAAGUUGGAUAUGGAUAAAGCCUAUGAUAGGAUGUCUUGGACCUUUGUUACUUCUGUUCUUAGGAAAUUUGGUUUCUUUUAAUUCUGGAUUUACAUGAUUAUGAGUCUUUUAUCUGGAAUUUGGUAUUCUAUUAUUAUUAAUGGUAAUAGAAAAGGCUUCUUUACAUCCAAUCAAGGUUUAAAACAAGGUGAUCCUUUAUCCCCUUCCCUCUUCAUUUUAGCUGCUGAAGUUCUUACUUGUUCUCUGAAUAAUCUUCUUUUACACGACAAUUUCAUCCCCUUUUCUAUGCCUAAGGGAGGUCUCCAAAUCAACCAUCUUGCAUAUGCUGAUGAUAUUGUUAUAUUCACCAGUGGUAAUAAUGCUUCUAUUAACCUUAUCAUGAAGACCAUUAAGAACUAUGAGAAUAGCUCUGGUCAGAAGGUUAACACUGACAAAAGUUUCUUUUUAACUGCACCUCAAACUUGUGCUACUAGAAUCAGUAGAAUCAGGAAUGCUACAGGCUACAUGGAUAAGAAUUUUCCUUUUACAUACCUAGGAUGUCCAAUCUGUACAGGGAGAAAGAGGAUUGUUUACUUUGAUUGCUUGGUUAAUAAAAUAAUUAAGAAGCUUAAUGGGUGGCAUGGUAAAAUACUUUCAUAUGGAGGUAGACUUAUUCUUAUUAAAUAUGUUCUACAAUCUCUCCCUAUAUAUACUCUAUCUGCUAUGUCCCCUCGCAAGAGCACGUUUAACUUGAUUGAAAAGUAUUUUGCUAACUUUUUCUGGGGCUAUUCUGGGGAACAUAAGAAUUAUCAUUGGAGAUCUUGGAAAAAAUUAUGCUUCCCCUUGGAGGAAGGAGGCAUUGGAGUGAAAAGAAUGGAUGUCUUUGAUAAUAUUCUAGCUACAAAAAGGUGGUGGAGGUUCAGGACCAUCCCUUCUUUGUGGGCUACUUUCAUGAGACAUAAAUAUUGCCCAAGAUCUCACCCCGUGAGUAAAAAGAAUGCUUCUGGUGACUCUCAUGCUUGGCAGAAGAUGAGAAAGGUUAGAGAUAAAGCUGAACCUCACAUCUUCUGGAUUAUCAGUUCGGGAAAUUCUAGUAUGUGGUGGGACAAUUGGACUGGUAAGGGCCCUUUGGCAUCCUUGUUACCAGAUAUCAACAACAGUCCUAAAGUGCUAGUCAAGGAGUUCAUUCAACAUGGAAACUGGAAUAUGCAUAAACUUAGAGGCUCCUUCCCAGAGGACAUUGUUCAAAUCCUUAUAAAUGUCAACAUUGGAAAGCAAGACAUCCCUGAUCAAGCCAUAUGGGAACUCACAGAGAAUGGAAAGUAUUCCAAUAAAACUGUUCUAAACAUCUUCAGAGAUGUCAAGCCUAAAGAUCAAUUCUUAAGCAAGAUUCCCAUUAGAGGGUGGUUUAACCACUGGUGGCAGCAAAGGAGCAAAAAUGUCAUACACAAACAAGUUCUACAAAUUACUCCUAUCAUAGUAUGUUGGGAGAUUGGAAAAAUAGGUGCUCAUGUAAAUAUGAUGAUCAAAAUAGAUUCAAUUUCUACAAGAUGAAGCAACAGAUAAUAUAGAACAUACAAGCUGCAGUUCAUAGAACCUUCCCUAGGUGCAAACUGACUUUGCCUUGGAUCAAAUAGUGUGAUGAUAUGAUAAGAUUACAACUAGUUCCUGAAGCUAUUAUUGUAGCUUGGAGGAAACCUCUCCUAGGAUCCUUCAAACUCAACACCGACGGUAGCUAUAUACAUGAGAAUGGGAAAGCAGGUCUUGGUGGUACUAUGAGAAAUGAUGAGGGAGAUUUCAUUAUGGCAUUCUCAGUCCAAGCCAAAUGCAGUAGCAAUAAUGAUGCGGAAACCCAAGAUGCUUUAUUUGGGAUCAAAUGGUGCAUACAAAAUGGUUACUCUAACUUCAAUAUAGAGUUGGAUUCCCCCCUGGUGACAAACAUGGACUCCCUCCUGGUGACAAACAUUUUAAAAGAAGGAAAUACGGACAACUACAAAAUGAAGCGGAUCAUCGAGAAUAUUACACAGUAUAUGAACCAAGCCAAAAUCACUCCUAUGCAAUGCUAUAGGGAAGCAAAUCAAGUGGCUGACUGCCUUGCUAAAUUAGCCACAACCACCUCUAGCAGUAACAUAUAUCUUUCCUUCCAACAACUUCCUAGAGGUGACAAAGGCCCUUUCAUAAUGGAUAAAUUGCAGAUGCCUAGCAUUAGGACAAAGUAUGAUAAAGCAAUUUUUUUUGUAAGCUAACCAAGUUGUGAUAGUAUCACACAGAGGUGAAGUGUAUGUAAUCACGCUUCUGUGUUUUUUGGUAAGGAUAUAUAUAUCCUUGUGUUGUAAUCGUUGGAGGUAAGGCUAUCCCCCUCCUAUUUUUGAAGAUAAAUACAACACCCCCAGUGAACCCUGGGAAAUUAUAUUAAAAAAAAA